GUCCCUCCUCUCUCUAUCUUUGCUCACCCUCACACACGCACGCGCCUUAUACACUUUUGUUUUCUUAGGACUUUUACAUACUAGUCUAGCAAACAUCUAACAAUGGAAGAUGAUGACUAUUACUAUGGUACUGAACCGCCGCAGCAGCAGCGGGCACUUGAACAGCAAUUCGGCAACAUGCAUCUCAAUGCAACGUCGUCGACCGACCGUGUCAUUUGUGGACCUCUUUUACGGUACAUUGGGAUUGACUAUGCUACUCGCACGUACCGCGCCUCGUGCCUCUUGGUGUGCACCGACACACAGCCACCCCCUUUACAAAUCCAUUUGCGCAAUGACCAAAACGAAUCUCAUGCCAUUCAAUCCCAAGGCGAGCUUUUAGACGUGUUUCGCAGCCAAUACCACUUUUGGCGCUACGAGUUGCGCCUACCGCUGACGUCGUCACGACAAAUCGUAACAUAUUCAAGUGAUGCGUUUAGCCCUCAAGAGUUCCACUUGCCUGCCUAUAACGAGUCGAUGCGGUUCAUGUUUUAUUCGUGCAGUGGGUUCUCGGAUAUCCCGCAAGAGACAAAGGACAAAUUUGGUGAAAAGGAAAACCCGUUGUGGGCAGAUGUGUUGGACCGACACAACGUCAUGCCGUUCCAUGUAUUGCUGGGCGGUGGCGACCAGCUUUAUCAGGACAGACUGAUCAAGGAGGAUUUCAUGAAGCCCUGGACGGAUGAAAAGCACCCUUCCAAACGACUGGCAAUGGACUUGUCAACUGAGAUGCGCGAAGGAUUGGAAAAGUUUUUCUUUUGGAAUUAUGUCCUGAAUUUUGGAGCUAAAGGAAACCCGGUCGUCGCCAAGGCCUAUGCGACUAUACCCUCUGUGAAUAUGUGGGACGAUCAUGACAUUAUUGACGGCUAUGGAUCAUAUCCCGCUGACAUGCAAAGUAGUAGCAUGUUUCAAGUGCUAUUCGCUAACGCGUGUCGAUUCUACUACCUAUUCCAACACCACACGACAAUGGAAUUGGCACCCCGUCAUGGUAUGCUCCGCGGGUCCUUGCCUACUUGCAACCAUAUUGUCACAACACUUGGACCGGAUAUUGCUCUAUUGGCACUCGAUUGUCGUGGCGAGCGUACCAAGUAUGAUGUAUGCCGACCCAAAUCGUACGAUAUUGUCUUUACAGAGAUCUAUCGGUCCAUUCCACCCAGUGUCAAGCACUUGCUGGUCGUAACUGGCGUACCACUCAUCUAUCCACGUCUAUCGACGUUCGAAAGUGCCAUGGAAGGGAUUUCUACGUUCAAUCUUGCUACUAUUGCUGGUAAAACAGGUGCCCUCGGCAGUGUCAUCAGUGGACCACUCAACAAGUGGAACGGUGACCCGGAACUCUUGGAUGAUAUGAAUGAUCAUUGGACUGCAGGAAAUCACUUAUUGGAGCGCAAAAAGUUUAUCGAGAAAUUGCAAUUAUAUGCUCGUGAAAAAUCAGCCCGGGUUUCGUUUUUGGGAGGCGAUGUUCAUUGCUGUGGAGCAGGUCGCCUUUACUCCAAAGAUAUGAGAGACAAGGAAGAAGGCGACCCAUUCUUUAUGGUGCAAAUCAUUUCGAGUGCCAUCAUCAAUAUACCACCUCCACAGGCUCUGCUUACCAUCCUCAACCAAAACUCGACCUACAACACAUUCAACGGAAACGUCGAGGAGAAAAUGUACAAGAUUUUUAUAAAGUCGCCUAGUGGGAAUACGCGUCAAAACACAAAGUUGAUGGGCAGACGCAAUUACUGCGCUGGUUACUUUGACGACGAAAAGGGAACAAUGAACUUUUGGAUCCAAGCAGAGAAAAAUGUAGGACAAAAGGGUACGAUGGGCUACCAUGUCAAUGUUCCAAAGUUGAUUUUCGGCGAAGCUGGUCAUAACCAGGCAACGAUGAGCAAGGAGCAGCUGCUUCAGGUCUUUAUUGAAAGACAACAGCGCCAGCCGCCACAGCAGCAGCAGCAGAUAGAGCAGCACAUGAUGCCUCAGCAGCACCAUCACCAUCAUCAUCCGCAUAUUCCCCACCAUAUCGGAGGCUUUUUCAAACAAUAAAAAAAAAUCAUGUACCUCUUUGAAAAGCACCAAUGGGAUUACAGCGAGGUCUGAAUUUUUUUCAACUUCUUGAGCAUAUAU
This is a messenger RNA of Zychaea mexicana, 2136 nucleotides long. RefSeq lists its product as uncharacterized. The record is from RefSeq and is a predicted model, not a curated record. The coding region runs from base 103 to 2055 and encodes 650 amino acids. NCBI's taxonomy places the organism in Eukaryota, Fungi, Mucoromycota, Mucoromycetes, Mucorales, Lichtheimiaceae. The transcript has 7 exons. Gene Ontology annotation, cellular component: membrane.